Symbiodinium natans is the source of this 2220-nucleotide messenger RNA. Lineage: Eukaryota; Dinophyceae; Suessiales; Symbiodiniaceae. The record is from the annotation of a GenBank genome assembly.
AUGGUGGAUACAACCAGCAUUGAUGUACCUUGCUUCCAGGACGUCUCCGACAAAUGUCAGGUGAGUUUCUUCAACUGUGGGAUGCGAACCUGCUGCGGCACUGAUAGAGCCGUCGACAAUACCUCAUUCCCGGAGAAGAUGUUUGCAGACGGUGUCCCCGCAAACAUCACGAUGGAAUCAGCACCAGUCCAGCCGAAAUGUCAGAUUGACCACCGCGCCAGUCCAGGACAGGGCAUCGUCCGGGUCAGGUCCCAGGAGCCCUGCGACAGCUUCUCGGAGUUGGGAGCAGAUGCAGGCGAGGACGGGACAUGGAAACUGCUCGACGUGAACCUUAUCAUAGUGGGGACUGGACCCGCAGCCGAGCUCUUGCUGCAAAGGCGGCUCGAUGCAGGGGGUCGGGCAUGCCUUCUUUGGACACAACUUUCACAUCAGCCAGCCCCGAAAGGGGCUGUGUAUGAGCAUGACCUGGCAUCCUUCGAUGAAGAGACGUUCAUAUGGCAGCCACCAGCACUUGACCAAGCCUGCCGUGAGGUGAGCCAGUUGCGGCAUCGCUUUGGCAGUUGGGACUAUGGCUUCAUGCGUUCUGGCCCUGAUAUUGUGGCUCUACCUGACGGCGGUCGCUAUGAGCUGCUUUUGGACGGCCAGAACCGUGUUGCGGGCAUACGUGUGCUGCAAGGCGAUGUCCUGUGUUGGCAGCUGUCCGGUGCUGUGCUUUUUGUGGAUGCUUCAGGGGCUGAUGAGGAAGCUGCGUAUGUGCAGCAAGUGAACGUCAGCGUACAGCAGGAAGAGGCAAAGCCAGUGAUUUUUACUCCUUUUGGUGGACCAGCAUAUCUUGCUGGCAUUCUGGCGUAUCUCUUCUUCGGCUCCAUGAAUUUCGGCCUUCUUUAUACAGGCGAGCGGAGUGCCCAAGCAGAAGAUUUUGACGGAUGGUGGUGGGCAAAUCGCACUUUGACGGUUGGCGGGCACGUUUGGACGCAGUUGCUCGUCGAUACCCUUCUUGGACGGCGGCAGCCGCUCCAUGCUGCCACUGUAGCCACACUUUUUGGCGCCGUCGUGUGGACUUUGGUCGAGUUCUUCUUCAUACUGCUCUUUCGGGGCUCGCGCCCACAGUUUUUCGUCUUCGAAGCAUCUGCCUUCGAGAUUUCGAGUUUGGCACAGUUGGCCUGCGGCUUCGUUAUAGCUCGCGGUUGUCGUACGUCGCAUCCAAGUUCUGGAGCAACCCAAACACAGGACACCGGGAGGCACCUUGUUUGGACCGCAUUCAUGUUUUCGAUGAAUGUUAUCCUGCUCUUCGCCCAGUAUUCCAUCAUCCUAGGCUUCAUGUUCCUUGAAGGGUCGAGCAACAUUCUGGCGGGGACAUUCCUUAGCUUGUCCACUACUGCUUCCGAGUUGGCUGCUGUCAGCUUGAUGGAGCGAGCUUACAUGAAGCUCGUAUGGCCACGUGCCGGAGAUCAAAAGCGCAUCGUUUAUGGCGAUCAGCAUCCGCCCGUCCUCAUGAUGAUUAACUGGGCCCAUUCCUUGUGUGAGGGCACUCGCUUGGUGAGCCUCAUCAGCGUUGCUGCACGCAGCCCUGAAUGGCGCUGGGACUGGCUUGGCAGCGUGCUGGUCCUGUUCGUGAAUAAUCUGUUCGUUCGGCAUGGAUAUCAACUGACUCUGUGGACCACAGUGCUGCCACAGAAACUCCAAAAGUCGGUCUGUCUGGGAUGCUAUGGCAUGAUCCAUCGUCAUGCGCGCGUUUCCUGCGGCUACCACCGCUUCGUUCUCUUUGCCUCCUACGUCAUCUUCCGGCUCAGUUGGCUCGGUAGUCCUGCCUCGGAAGCGCUCUUCAACAACCACACCUUGAUCCUUUUCUUUGUUGUUGUGGCGGCGGAGGUGUUGGAAGAUGCUGUGGUGCUGCUUCGCCUGCUGCCUUUGGAUCCAUGGCGUGAGAGCAUGACGCAUCUAUAUGAGCCACUGCAUCCCUUGCACCCCAAGCAAGUUAUGUGCAAGGACCGUCGCGGGAUUCACGCGAGGCAGGUGCCACUACGGCUGCACGGAGUACGUCCGCAAAGGUUGUCAGAAACGCUGACAGUCAUGCAGCUGGGCGCCAGCAUCUGCGGCAUCUCACUGACCCUCUACGUGGGUAUGGGAUAUUAUUUAGGGGUCUGCCCUGAGCCCAUCCCGCUCACAAUCAGACUUGAAGAGGCCUUGUGGUGGUCGCAGCCGCUAACGUGCUCAUAA